Messenger RNA from Leptidea sinapis, 5691 nucleotides. Its product is annotated as multidrug resistance protein homolog 49-like. Gene Ontology annotation, biological process: transmembrane transport. The record is from RefSeq and is a predicted model, not a curated record. Bases 200 to 4180 code for a protein of 1326 amino acids. Gene Ontology annotation, molecular function: ATP binding; ABC-type transporter activity; ATP hydrolysis activity. The transcript is spliced from 24 exons. Lineage: Eukaryota; Metazoa; Arthropoda; Insecta; Lepidoptera; Pieridae. Gene Ontology annotation, cellular component: membrane.
UUUCGUACGGGGUUGACGUGCCCUAGUAACCGCCAUUUUGAAAAUUACCCGCGUCAAGUGAAUUUUCGCGCCAACCACGUUCGGAAUCCAGUAGCGUCCUUAUGAAGGAAGUAAUAAAAGAUAUUCCUUUUGAGCACUCAACGAUAUUGUGUUGUCGGGACAAUAAUUUCUACAGAAUACUAGAACUGUUCACUCGAGAAUGAAACGCGAUGAUUCUGUGAAGAGUUUGUCCCGGUAUAACUCAACACAACGGCCAGCCUUGACGCUUGGCUUUCGGAGCAACUCCUUGACUAUCAGCUCGCUAGCUCAGCAGUCUGCUUUCCUUGCUGAGAAGGCGCGUAACGAACCUGAUGAUCCAAAUCUUCAAGCGCCAGCUACUUCUUGGUUUCGACUUUUUAGGUUCGCGACGACAUGGGAGCUGCUGUUAUUGUUUCUGGGUGUCAUCUUCGCAUCGCUGAAUGGCCUGAUGGUACCAGUUGGUGUGAUUGGGUACGGCGAGUUCACGGCACUUCUCAUAGACCGGACGGUCAUGAACGGAACAUCCACAAAGACUUGGGCCAUCUCGAUGUUUGGUGGCGGCAGGAUUUUGAAAAAUGCAAGCGCAUCGGAGAAUCGGUUAGCCUUGAUAGAAGACUCGCAAGCUUUUGGUCUCUGUUGUUUUGUAUUCUCACUGAUGCAGUUCGUGUUCGGAGUUGUCAGUGUUGACUUGUUCAAUUACACUGCUCUCAAACAGAUAGAACGAUUGAAGGAAAGGUUCCUUAAGGCAGUAAUUCGUCAGGACAUCACGUGGUAUGAUCUUAACACCUCAAUGAAUUUCGCUACAAAGGUGUCCGAUGACGUCGAAAAAUAUCGCGAGGGCAUCAGCGAGAAAGUGCCAAUGCUGGUGUAUCUGAUAAUGUCAUUCGUGACGGCUGUGAUCAUCUCGUUCGCGUACGGUUGGGAGCUGACGCUGGUCAUACUCUCGUGUGCUCCUGUUAUCAUAGCCACCACUGCUGUUGUAGCCAAGAUUCAAUCAUCGUUAACAACACAAGAGCUGAAAGCUUACAGCGUCGCCGGAGUUAUUGCUGAAGAAGUACUCUCUGCUAUUCGAACUGUGGCAGCAUUUGGUGGAGAAGAAAAAGAAAUAGCCAGAUACUCUAAAAGACUAGAGCCAGCCCAAAACAUGGGGAUCCGUAAGGGAGUCUUCUCCGGCAUAGGAAGCGGUAUCAUGUGGUUCAUCAUUUACGCUACGUAUGCCUUGUCGUUCUGGUACGGAGUUGGUUUGAUCUUGGACUGCCGACGUGACCCCGUACCUGCAUACACGCCAGCUGUUUUAAUGAUUAUAUUCUUCAGUGUGUUACAAGGAGCACAGAACGUGGGGUUGACAGCACCACAUUUGGAAGCCAUGGCCAAUGCUCGAGCGUCUGCUGGAUCCAUAUUCGCUGUAAUGGACCGAAAGCCGCAAAUCGACAGCCUCUCUACUGAAGGGGCACGGCCGGAAUUGACGGGAGAUUUGCAGCUUAAGAACGUUUACUUUAAGUAUCCAGCAAGACCAGAUGUACAGGUCCUUAACGGUAUCAACUUGGUGAUCAAACAAAAUGAAACCGUAGCUUUAGUCGGGUCUAGUGGUUGCGGUAAGUCUACGGUGCUGCAGUUGAUUCAGAGGAUGUACGACCCGGACAGCGGCUCUGUGACAGUGUCCGGGAAUGACCUGCGAAACUUGAACGUCAGACAUUACAGGAAUCACAUCGCAGUGGUUGGUCAGGAGCCAGUUUUGUUCGCGGGAAGUAUUAAGGAAAAUAUUCGUAUGAGCAACCCAUCUUGUACAGACGAGGAAAUAAUAAAUGCAGCUAAACAAGCGUAUUGCCAUAGUUUCAUUAAAAAGUUGCCAGAGGGCUACGACACAAUGAUAGGUGAAAGAGGGGCGCAGUUGUCUGGAGGACAAAAGCAGCGCAUAGCUAUUGCUCGUGCGCUUGUACGGCGGCCGAAGAUACUGCUGCUGGACGAGGCGACCUCGGCCCUGGACUCUCACAGUGAGGCCCAGGUGCAGCGGGCUCUGGACGCAGCCUCCCAUGGCCGCACCACCGUCAUGGUGAGCCACAGAUUAGCAACAGUUCUAAACGCGACUCGGAUUGUAUUCAUCGAUAAAGGAGAAGUGGCAGAGGAAGGUACACAUGAAGAACUACUGCGACUGAAGGGACAUUACUACCAGCUUGUUCUACAAAAUGAACCGAGUAUUGCUCCCACCCCUGCUAGCGAUGAUCCUGAGAACCCAAAUACAGAAACAAAAUUGCGUAAGGUGAGGCUUCAGAAACUUGCUUCGGAAGACUCCGUUAAGAGCGACUCUGAUGAUGAGAAGGAUAUGAUAUCUGAAUACAGCGUUCAAAUGGAGCCAGAGCCGGAGAAGGAUUUUGAGCCGACAACUUGGCAGAUAUUGAAGUUGUGUGCACCAGAGAAGUGGUGGAUGAUAGUUGGUAUAAUAGCAGCCAUUGCUGUUGGAUCAUCCUUCCCCUGUUUUGCUGUACUUUUUGGAGAAACUUAUGGUUUGCUGGAAAGCCCCAACGACGACUACGUGCGGGGAGAAUCUAAUUUAAUAGCAAUUUUGUUUCUCCUUGUGGGAGUUUACACUGCAAUUGGGAUAUUCUGUCAAAUAUUUGUGUUCAAUUUGACGGGCGUUAGACUGACUGCGAGACUGCGGGUUGCUGCGUUCAAGUCAAUGUUGCGGCAGGAGAUAGGAUGGUUCGACAGGCCUGUGAACGGUAUUGGUGCGUUGUGUUCGCGCCUCGCAGCAGACGCAGCCGCUGUCCAGGGGGCAACAGGGACUCGAAUCGGCGCUCUCAUGCAGGCAACUGCCACAAUCACCAUCGGCAUCCUGCUGUCUCUGUACUACACAUGGCAGAUGACUCUGGUGUCGCUGGUGUCGGUGCCGCUGGUGAUAGCUGGCGUGGUGCUGGAGAGCCGGGUCCUCGCCGAGGGGAUCGCCACGGUGCGAGAGGCUUCGAACAGGGCCGUCACCAUCGCGACUGAGGCCAUCACUAAUAUACGCACAGUUUCUGCCUUUUGUGGUGAAGAAGGUAUUUUGAAUAGGUACCACGAAGCUGGUAGGAACGCUGCCGUUGCUGCCCGUAAGAGUUUACGGUGGCGCGGCGCCGUGUUCUCAUUUGGUCAAACUGCACCCGUCGCUGGAUACGCGCUCUCCUUAUGGUACGGAGGCGUGCUCGUUGCCAACAAGGAAGUGCCCUACAAGAAUGUCAUCAAGGUUUCGGAGGCGUUGAUUUUCGGUGCUUGGAUGAUGGGUCAGGCUCUGGCGUUCGCUCCGAACUUCGGUGCAGCUGUGUUGGCCGCCGGACGAGUCAUGAUAUUAUUGGCAAGAAAACCUCUCGUGGAAAGCUCACACGCACCCUCCGUUCCUGAGAACUUUGUAGCAAAAGGCAAGAUUCAGUACAAGAAUAUCAAGUUCAGAUACCCAACGCGGCGUGAAGUUGAGGUUCUGCGAGGGCUGUCGCUAGUGAUACCAAGUGGGAAACGCGUGGCACUCGUGGGGCCAAGUGGCUGUGGGAAGUCAACACUCAUCCAACUUCUGCAGCGCCUGUACGAUCCUGAUGAUGGAUAUGUGUACUUGGACGACUACAGCGUGACAGGCGACAUGCGACUCGAGACGCUGCGUCGCAACCUCGGGAUCGUGUCGCAGGAGCCCGUGUUGUUCGACCGCACCAUCGCGGAGAACAUCGCGUACGGUGACAACACUCGCGCCGUCCCCAUCGAGGAGAUCGUCUCUGCUGCUAAGGCCGCGAACGUACACACGUUUAUUGCCGCUCUGCCUACUGGCUAUGAAACCCGUAUCGGCGCCCGCGCGUCGCAGUUGUCGGGCGGUCAGAAACAGCGUAUUGCGAUCGCUCGUGCGCUUGUACGAAACCCGCGUGUUUUACUCCUCGAUGAAGCGACAUCUGCACUCGACACGCACAGUGAAAAAAUUGUUCAAGAGGCACUCGACCGGGCGAGCGAAGGCAGAACAUGUCUCAUAAUUGCACAUCGUCUGGCCACUAUACAAAACGCAGACAUGAUAUGUGUCAUAGACAAAGGCGUGGUCGCCGAAAUUGGUACACACCAAGAACUUAUAGCGAUGAAACGAAUCUACGCUAAACUAUACGAGCUCCAGUGUGGCUUCGUCGAGGAAGAUGAAAACGCUGAAGAAGAGUGAAGUGGCGCGGAAAAGACAGAAUUGUGGAUGUUAGUGCCUUAAGUGUGAGCCAGACCGAUACAUAAAUUUACACGAGUUAGAGAGAGAUGGGUAGUAGCCGUGCGCGUACAGAAUGGGAUUGUAUAUUGUCGUCAGAGACAGUCGUCUCUGUUUACUUCUCGCUUGCACACUACCUUUGUAAAAAAUACAAUUUUAGUGUUGUAUGAAUAAUCCACACCAUGCUACACAUGCAAAGAUUAUCUCAAUUUUGAUGGAGUACAUUUAUAGUGACGACAAGUUAAGUAGUUAAUGAUUAAAACAAAUUGUGAGACUGCCGACAGAAGUGAAAACUCAGAACUUUUAGUAUUAAAAUUUGAAAUUUCAUUAUGCUUGUAAACAAUGAAAUUAUUAAUAAUAUUUUAUAUUUUAAACUUAUUUUCAAGAAUAUAAUUAUUAAUCAAACAAAAACCACUAUUUCAAUAAUGCACAUCCAAAUGACAAACACAUGUAAAUCCAUUCAAUUUCACUUAUAUGAUAUACACAGCACUAAUGUUGCACCAUACGUCAGCUGUAUAGAUACAGAUAUACUGCUAUAAGCAUUUCGGUGACGCGAACUCACGAGAUCUUACCCAUCCAAAAUGUGUGUUUAUAUAUAUUUUUAUUUAUUAAUUAUUUAUCGGGUUCUUUAAUUUAGCGCCAUUCAUGAGCAUGUCGGUGACGCGAACACAUUAGAUUUUUCUGUACCAAAAUGGGCCCAACGUGGCUAAAGAAAAAUUUGAUAACUAAGUUACAAAGUAGAAUUAUGUAAAUUGGUAAAUAUGACCAGGACCGCGUGAUAGUGUACAGAAUGGCUGCAGCCCACCCUGUAGUUGCUAAUGAGUGUAAAGGACAACGUGACAGCCUAUUGCCUACCAUCAGGUGAACCUCAGUUCUUAAUAUAGUUGAGACUUAAUAUAGUUGUAGUUCUCCUCCAGAAAAAACUGUAACAACGCUAAAUCCCUGUAUUACCAGCACUGACGACCUAUCCUACAUUCCUAUAAAAAGACCCAUUAGAAUAAGUCCUUUAGUGACAAAUUAACAAAUGAAUGUUCCUGUAUCUUUUGAUUGUUUGCUUUAAAUAUAAUGAUUGUAUAUUCUCAUAUCUUUUUUUUGAGACCCAGAGUCUUCUUUAAAUGAAACAUAAUAUACAGGUGUAAUCGUUAAGUGUGUGUGAUUUUCUCUCACCCACUCGAACACUAAAUGAUUUAAAUCAUACCUAGUCUUAUAAAUAUAUGCUUUCUAGUGCCUAAAUAAUUUGAUACAGUGCCUUUCUAAUGUUAUUUAAAUUAUUUAAAUGUGUUUGAUAGAAUGUAUUAGAUAAAUAUUAUCUCUAGCGUUUCGCUUUACAUUAGCAUUCUUAUUUAUGUAUUUAUGCUUUUCGAAAUUGUGGCCAAAAUUGUUUAUUUAAGUAAAGUUUUCUGUAUAUGUGUAUGAUAUGAAUGUUAAUAGUAUUUUGUUAGUAUUUUUUGGAAAAUAAAGUUGCUUGUUACUUU